GACCCUCACCACCACUAUCGACCUCAGCACCAUGGCCCCAGUCACUAAUGGACGCUAUGUUUUCAACGAGUACCCUACCGGCUAUCCAGUUCUUGACAAGACCCUCAGUUAUGACGCCACCAACGCCAUAGACCUCUGGAACGUCCCUCUCAAUGGCGGAACCCUCAUCAAGGUCCUCGUGUUGUCUAUCGAUCCAUUCCUUCGGAACCGCAUGGAUAUGCCGGAUCCCGAGGCUGCAUUCAGUUGGUCCUUCAAGAAAGGCGAGCCAAUCGAGGGUUACGGUGUGGGAGUCGUCCUCCGCACGGAGAACUCGGCCUUGAAGAAAGGCGAUCUCGUCUAUGGACUCUACGAUUUUCAGGAGUAUGUAAUCUGGCCUGGACUUCCCGCCAACGGCAUCUCGCGUGUCCUGGAGAAUAAGGAGAACCUCCCAUUGUCGGCUUAUGUAGGCGUGGCUGGAAUGCCUGGCCAGACCGCAUACUACGGCUGGAAGGAGUACGCAUCGCCCAAGAAUGGCGAAGUCGCAUUUGUCACUACCGGCGCCGGUCCGAUCGGAGCUACCGUCAUCCAAUUUGCCAAAGCCGCGGGCCUCAAGGUCAUCGCAUCGGCCGGAUCCGACGAGAAGGUCGCGUACAUGAAGUCCAUCGGCGCCGAUGUGGCCUUCAACUACAAGACCACUAAGACUGCCACAGUCCUCCAGAAGGAAGGUCCCAUCAACAUAUUCUGGGACAACGUCGGUGGGGAGACCUUUGAGGCGGCCAUCGAAUACGCCGCAACCGGCGCGCGCUUCCUUCAAUGCGGCUCGGCGUCUACGUAUAACGCGACCGAAGUGUACCCCGUGAAGAACCUCACCAAGAUCACUGUGAAGGAGCUGCACAUUCACGGCUUCAACGUCGCCGGAAGUCUAGCUACGAAGUACCGCGAGGAGUUCUACGCAACAGUGCCUGGACAGAUCGCUCGCGGAGAACUAAAGUACAAGGAGUAUGUCCUCCGUGGAUUAAACUUGGCGGGCCAAGGUCUCCUCGACGUCUUAACCGGGAAGAAUUUCGGGAAGUGCGUCAUCAUCGUCGCGGAUGAAUGAUCGCGCAGUGUCGAGGUAUGCAAAGAGAAUAGCUUGCGAAGGGGCGGCCUUUGGAGAUAUCGGGUCGUUUGGUACAUGCUGUCAUCUCAACGGUUCUCGCUGCCACAUUGAUGAUUGAUCGAAGGAUCGUAUACACAUUCCACGAGCACGCCCUCUUUCUGGUGACCUUGAGACUUUAGGACCCAGGGAACGUGAUGCUCGGGUGUGCGAUAUCACUGCCGAGAUGCUAGUCGC
Messenger RNA from Dichomitus squalens LYAD-421 SS1, 1312 nucleotides. Its product is annotated as alcohol dehydrogenase. NCBI's taxonomy places the organism in Eukaryota, Fungi, Basidiomycota, Agaricomycetes, Polyporales, Polyporaceae. The record is from RefSeq and is a predicted model, not a curated record. The transcript has 10 exons. Gene Ontology annotation, molecular function: oxidoreductase activity, acting on the CH-CH group of donors, NAD or NADP as acceptor. Bases 32 to 1078 code for a protein of 348 amino acids.